UAUAAUAUUUUGAAAAGCUAUUGUCUUUACUUGCGUUUGCAUGUCUUCUUUACAGUAAUGGCCACUUCUAUUGGUGUUUUGACUAUUUUUCAUGGGGGAACCUUUGAGCGGGGCCCAGCUAUUGACUAUGUUAACAAUACAAGGUCAAUCUUUGAUGUGUAUGAGGACAAAGUCAAUCUGGAAGAAAUUAUAAAGCUUGUGCAUGCUUUAGGUUACCAAGACAUUGGAGUUAAAAGCAUCUAUUUCAAGUCUCCACUUGAAAAAUUUGAAAGAUUGAAAUCAAUUUUACAUGCUAAUUGUGUUGAUGAGAAUAGUAAAAUCAUUACUACAAGUGGUGAAGUGGAAGUUUACAUUGAUCAUAAUGACAUGGGACCAAAUAGUGAUAUUUCUGAAAAUCUUGAUCAAGGAGAAAAAAGUGUUCCUGCAAAUGAAUACUCUAGGGAUUUUGAAGAGGAACAUUCUAAUGAUGAAGAAGGAGAUGAGUCAAAUGUUGAUGAGGAGUAUAUGGCAAGUCAUGUUGGUAGUUAUAGGGGAGAUGAGGAGUAUGUCGCUAUUGGAUUCGAGGAGCAAAGGGAAAUUCAGAAUCUAACCUCAGUGCAAGCUAUUGCAGAAAAGGAGAGGUUGAGAAAGGAGAGGGCAACAUCAACUAGUAGGAGAGUUGAGGGUUGUUGUCCAUUUGAAAAAUGUGUGAGGGCUAAAAGAAUGGUUAUUAAAGAGUUGAGAGGGAAAUUUAGGGAUGAGUAUGCAAUGCUUCCUGGUUAUGCAACAUACUUGUCAAGUCUUAAUCUUGGUAACACAGUCAUAGUUGAAAGAGUCCGUAAAGGUAUUCUUUUAUCAACGGUUGACAGAGAUGGGAACAACCAAAUGUACCUUGUGGCAUGGGCUGUUGUGGAUGUUGAAAACAUAGAUAAUUGGGAGUGGUUUUUCAAGUUGUUAAAAGAAGAUUUGAGUGUAGGCUUUGAUGUGGAUUUCACUCUAAUUUCUGAUGAGCAUUUGGGAAUUCUUAAUGCCAGUGCUACUAUAUCUUCUAAUCAAGAGCAUAGGCAUUGUGCUCGGCAUAUAUACUGCAAUCUUGCCAAGAGAAAUAGGGAUUUGGGUUAUGCUCAGCUAAUGGACAAGGAUGGUAAGUAUUGGUCAAAGGCUUUUAUUGAUCCUCAUUCCAAAUGUGAUUCUAUUGACAACAACAUAUUAGAAACCUUUAAUUCGUGGAUUCUUAAAGCAAGGUGCAAAGCACCAAUUAGCACGAACAAGCAAAUAAUAGAAAUGUGCAUGGAGAGAUGUAGGGAUAAAAAAUUUAAUGUUGAUAAGUGGUCUAUUGAUGUUUCCCCUAGAACUAGGAAAAAGCUCAAAGAACACUUUGACCAUGCUAAUGCUUGUGAAGAAAUAUGGAAUGGGGUCACUCAAUUUCAAAUUUAUGAUGGGAAGACUACAUUUACUCAUGGUAUUGAUUUUAAGGAUCGAACAUGCACCUAUAGGGUUUGGCAAUGUAGUGGAGUUCCUUGUGCACAUGCUUCGCAUGCCAUAAUCAACCAAGAAGGCCAUAGUAGGAGAAGAUGUCCAUUCAAAGACAGAGAAGAAUAUGCCAAGUUUGCUAAUAAAAAUUUAGGGGCCAAUUCUGCAACUAUAAAAGAUGUUGGUAACCAUAUUGGGUCAUCUUUAAAGGGAAGUAGAAAGAGAAGUAACAAUAAUGAAGGGCAAUGUGUAGAUACACUGGAAAGUGCAAGUAUAGUGAAAAGACCUAAGUCAAAUGUCGUAUAUAGGGUUGUUGUCAAGGUUCCAGAAGGGGAUGGUCUAUUCAUUGAUAAUGCAAUUGAACUACAAAUUCUAAAUCCUAGGAAAAAGGGAAAGCAGCAACUUAGAUCAAGAGGAAAUCAAAAUGCAAAAUACAAGAUUCAACAAAAUAUAUACUCAAAUAGCCAGAAAUCUCAUCGCAAUUCUGUGGAGAAAUUGGCAUUCUCUUCACUCAUGGAAAGGGGAAUCGCAACCACAUAUGGCGGCUGUGACUACGGAUGUGGUUGUACAAGGGAACGAAUAACUGGAGUUUCUUCUACCACUGCGGAGAUGGGAUCGCCUUUAAUCGAUCCAACCGAUGAAUUUUCUGGUGUUCAAUUGGGCCGUGAUGCAGGAGAUAUAUUCUACGGCACGGACGACCUUGACGCGAUGAGAGAUUUUAUGUACAAGGAAGACGUAAUCGAGAAUUACCGGCGGGAGGCGGCGAUGAAGUCUUUGAGGAAGAGAACGCGAGGGUUGAGCUCAGGAUUAAGGUGUUUCGACUUCUUAAAGUUGCUAUGCUGUAUACGAUUCUCGAAGUAGAACUGUCAUGUAGAAGAGAAAUCUUAUGGUAUUCUAAGUUGCAUGUCCUCUCUAUAUAUAUUUUUCUCUAUUUUGUUUUCCAUUUUAGAAUUCGGAGCACCGCCGAUGAGUCUUGGCCGCCGGCGGUGAUGAUAACUGAAAAUUCUAAUACUUGAUAAGGUAAGGCAGUAGGAUAAGAAAGAUCGCCAGCGCUUUCUUUUUUAUUUCUAUUUUUAUUUUUAUUUAUGUUGAUCGCCAGCGCAUUAAAGUUGUAAUUGUUGGUGUGUACAUAUUUUAUUAUAGAGCUUUCUUAACUCGCCCAUAAAGGUACAUUUAAAUA
Rubroshorea leprosula is the source of this 2632-nucleotide messenger RNA. The record is from the annotation of a GenBank genome assembly. NCBI's taxonomy places the organism in Eukaryota, Viridiplantae, Streptophyta, Magnoliopsida, Malvales, Dipterocarpaceae.